Elaeis guineensis (African oil palm) is the source of this 3423-nucleotide messenger RNA. NCBI's taxonomy places the organism in Eukaryota, Viridiplantae, Streptophyta, Magnoliopsida, Arecales, Arecaceae. The record is from RefSeq and is a predicted model, not a curated record.
UGCGGAGCUUCCCUUCUUCCUUUCUGAGCUCCCUUGUUUAUUUAUUUGUUUAUUUCUUGAUUUUUCCUUCUCAUUUCCUCCCCCUUCAAUUCAUCGGUGGAGAUCGGCGGAUUCGACCCAACUCCUCUGCGAUCGAAACCCCAAAUCUUCGAGUUCUCCACUCGAUUUCCUUGAAGCAAACUCUCGGAUUGGAUCUCUGAUCUUCGGAUCUUGACUGGAUCUUCCUCGAGAGAAUGGCAUGGAUCGGGAAGGUCUCGUUGGGAGGCUUCCCGGAUCUUGCGGGGGCGGUGACAAAACUGAGCGAGAGCGUGAAGAACAUCGAGAAGAAUUUCGAUAGCGCUCUUGGUUUGGAGGAGAAACCAGAAGCUGGAACUGAAGCUUCAAGAGCAUGGGGAUCGGCAGCAGAAAGGAAAGGGCUUUUUGACCUGGGGGCUUUUGUGGGCCAUAUAGGAGAUGGAAGUGCUCCUGAAGCUUCAGUAAAAGAGGAACCAUCAGGAAAAGAGGAUUCAACACCUUCAUCAGAACAUCCUUCACCAGCUGAAGAGCAUGAUAGGAUGUCAUGUACAUCUGUGGCAGAAACAGCUUCUCCAGUCAAGAUGGUAAAAGAGGAUUCUGAAAGAAAGGGUGAAGAUGUGGAUCCUCAUAAAGAAGAUCUUUCAUCUAAUGCACCUGGAGAACUAGAUGAUGACAGAGCUGAUGCUAAAUCAGAUCGUUCACAGGCAGAGAUAAACUUAUCUACUGCUAGGAGUAUUGAUGUAGCAGAUUUUGUUCUCACAUUACAACAGAAGGCAGAUGCUGAGGUGGGAACAAUCAAUGAACUACAGGCAGGCGAUUCCAGGCUCACGAGCUCAGACGGUGUAGAACAAGUUGAGAAUAUUGUUCCACCUACAUCAAAUGAGUUGCAUCAUGUAAAUGAUUCACAGGGAAGCCACGACAAACAUGAGACAGAAGCUGAUAAAGGUUCUCCUGAUAAGGCUGAUGUUUUAGAUAAUGGGCAAGUGAGCCUUGUUACAGAGUCUUCAGGUGUGAUUCCAGUUGAUAUGCCAAAGUGUGAAAAUGCCAACGAACAAUCUGAUGAUCACAUUUUAAAUUCCAUCAGCUCCGAGCAGGACCUAGCAGUACCUACUGACUCUGUAUUCCAUCAUACUGAUGCAUCUAAUGAGUCAGUGGAAAUGUGCUUGCAAGGAAAUGAUCUUGAACCUGAUGAAAAGAAACAAUCAUCAAGUACAACAUUGAAUUUGCCAGAUAUGACAGAUCCUUUUGUUGAAGUAGAGAAGGUGAAAAAGGAAAUGAAAAUGAUGGAAGCUGCAUUACAAGGUGCUGCUAGGCAAGCCCAGGCCAAAGCUGAUGAAAUUGCAAAGCUGAUGAAUGAGAAUGAACUGUUAAAAUCUACCAUUGAGGACCUGAAGAGAAAAUCCACAGAAUCAGAAAUCGAUGCAUUACGAGAGGAAUAUCGUCAAAGGGUGGCAUCUCUUGAAAGGAAGGUUUAUGCUCUAUCCAGGGAAAGGGAUACGUUAAGGAGAGAACAAAGUAAAAAAAGUGAUGCAACUGCUCUUUUGAGAGAGAAAGAUGAGAUAAUCAGUCAAGUUAUGGCUGAAGGUGAAGAACUAUCUAAAAAACAAGCUUCCCAGGAAGCAACUAUCAGGAAACUAAGGGCACAGAUCAGAGAGUUUGAGGAAGAGAAGCAAAGGCUCAACUCGAAGCUUCAGGUGGAGGAGUCAAAAGUGGAGAGUAUUAAAAGAGACAAGGCAACGACUGAAAAGUUGCUGCAAGAAACCAUUGAGAGAAACCUAGCUGAACUUGCUGCUCAGAAGGAAUUUUAUACCAAUGCACUUAAUGCAGCCAAGGAGGCAGAAGCAUUAGCAGAGACACGGGCCAACAGUGAAGCCAGAACAGAACUUGAGAAUCGUUUGAGGGAAGGUAGUGAACGUGAAGCUGUGCUGGUUCAAACACUUGAGGAGCUUAGGCAAACUCUGAGCAGAACAGAGCAACAGGCAGCUUUCCGGGAAGAAAUGCUCAGAAGGGAUACUGAUGAUCUUCAAAAGCGCUAUCAAGCAAGUGAGCUUCGUUACAAUGAGCUGAUCGCACAAGUUCCUGAAUCAACCAGGCCACUUCUGAGGCAGAUAGAAGCAAUGCAGGAGACAACUUCCAGAAGAGCAGAAGCCUGGGCUGGCGUAGAGAGAGCCCUGAACUCUCGCUUGCAGGAGGCAGAAGCCAAAGCUGCGGCUGCAGAAGAAAAGGAACGAGCACUGAAUGAACGUCUUUCUCAAAGUCUUUCCCGAAUUACCAUUUUAGAAACUCAGAUCACCUGUCUUAGAACAGAACAAACACAGCUUAGCCGAUCGCUUGAAAAGGAGAGACAGAGGGCAUCUGAAAGCAGACAAGAAUAUCUUGCAGCAAUGGAGGAAGCUGCAACUCAAGAGGGUCGGGCCAAACAGCUUGAAGAUGAAAUUAAGGAGCUUCGAAGUAAACAUAAAAAAGAGUUGCAAGAAGAAGUGAGACACAGAGAACUUCUGCAAAUGGAGCUUGAAAGGGAGAGAACUGCCAGACUGGAACUGGAAAAAACUGCUGCUCGUGAAAUUCCUGUUGUUGCCAAUCAAAACCCAAGUAAACUCGCUAGCCCUUUUGUUGAAAAUGGACAUGCCCCCAAUCAUAAGCUUUCAGGUGCUAGGAGUCUGAGUAGCAUGGAAGAAAGUCUUCUCUUGCAAGCAUCUCUGGACUCAUCUGACAACUUUUUGUCUGAGAGGAGAAUAUCUGGGGAAACAACCCCUUAUUUUCUAAAGAGCAUGACUCCAAGUGCUUUUGAAGCAGCACUUCGUCAGAAGGAUGGUGAACUUUCAUCUUAUAUGUCACGCUUGGCCUCAUUGGAAUCUAUUCGUGACUCUUUAGCUGAGGAACUGGUAAAAAUGACACAGCAGUGUGAAAAGCUGCAAGCAGAAGCAGCUAUUUUGCCUGGCUUACGAGCAGAGCUGGAAGCUUUGAGGCGAAGACACUCUUCCGCACUGGAACUUAUGGGUGAACGUGAUGAAGAGUUGGAGGAACUCCGAGCUGACAUUGUUGACCUGAAGGAGAUGUACAGAGAGCAAGUUGAUUUGCUUGUGAACAGGAUUCAGAUGUCUAGUUUUUCAGCUGGUGCAGCUUAAUCAACCAUUGGCUGCUUUUGCUGAUUAAGAUUUGGUAGUGCCAUGGACAUUCAGACUAACAGCUCUUGGAAAAAUCCUUUCUACAUCCUUGAGAAUUAUAUUCCUAAGUAGGAAGCAAUGUUGUAUACUGAAACGGAUGUGAUUCACUUCUUCCAUUCUUGUCAUAUGACUGAUGAUUGUAUACCUACCCUAUUUGUAAAAGUCUCCGUAUCUUCGGUACAUGGAUUUUUACAAUUUCAUAUAAUGCAUAAACAAAAAUAUUUUUUUCCUGUUCCUUAAA